Messenger RNA from Penicillium oxalicum, 2724 nucleotides. RefSeq lists its product as uncharacterized. The transcript has a single exon. NCBI's taxonomy places the organism in Eukaryota, Fungi, Ascomycota, Eurotiomycetes, Eurotiales, Aspergillaceae. The coding region runs from base 1 to 2724 and encodes 907 amino acids. The record is from RefSeq and is a predicted model, not a curated record.
AUGGCUUCUGGAGCUCUUCCUCAGACUCUCAAGUCCAUCACCGCGGUCAAGAUCAAUGAGCUAUCCAAGCAGCGUGCGCUCUUCGACCAGCGAAAGGCUGAGAUUUUGGCAGCCGCAGAGGCGGCACCAGACCUCCGCACGCGCGCCCGCGCUCUACUAGACGGCCUUUCCCGUUUAAAAGGGUACCCUUUGGACUCGCUCGACCGCGAUGACAUGGAUUUGGACAUCGCUCUGUCCGAAGAGGAAUCUGGAUCCGAGAGUGAUGAAGUCACAACUCCAGGAAUGGGUCAGCUACUCCAAGCAGAUCACACCAACAUUCGACGCUUCUUCUUACAAGGCCGUUAUGAUCCCUCCAUCUCCGAAUCGCUCCUGAGGGAAUGGAUCGCACAACUUGAGGCGGAUCUGCAUUUCCUGGAGCUCAAGCACGAUCACGCUUCCUUUUUCAGUAAGCUCGUCACCGAAUGGCUAUCUCACCUGGACGACUCCACGGUCAGUGAGAAGCCUGAGGCGGGCGAUUCCACCUCGGCCUCGUCUCAGAUUGCUUCCGAGAACGUGGGACGAGCCGAGAUGCAUGAGCAGCGUGCUCAAUGGGAGUCGCUGGUGUUUGAAGCCGAUUCCAAAGUGGAUGAGGCGUCUAUCAAAGCUUAUCUCGACAAGCUAUUUCUCAAGAAUGCUCUGUCGCGUCAGGCCCUGAAAGAGCUCCGUGAGAAUGUGCAAAGAUUUGCCGCCGAAAUGACGACUGCGGGAGAGUGGUUGACUGUGGAUGAUCUUCGCUGGGUAUCCAAGGCUGUGCUGAAGGCGGAUCAACUGACUCCAGCGAAGACAAGCAUUCUGAAGGAAUUCAUGCGCAACGAAGAUGUCUUGCAGGAGGUGGCCGACGUUCUGAAUAUGCGUCUCGCCUCCCUGGACACCUGGUCUUGGGGCGAAGAAGGCAUUCCCGUGGAAAUGCGUCGUCAACUCAAUGGUAAAUACCGCGUCUUCAUGGAUGCGGAGCUCUUAGACAGCUUGCUACUCCAGUUCCUGGGAACAAAAUGGGCUGUGGAAUUGCGGCAGGUGUUUGAGUCCUUCCACAGGUCUCACGCUUGGACGUCGGUAGACAAGCCAGUUUCCAAGGGGCAUCUCGAGAGACGCAAAUACUUCCUUGGGCACGAUUCCAGUGCUCCCAUGAGCAUCAGCGAUCUUCGUAGGAGUAUAUAUGACGCGGAGUACUUUAUGACCCAACUGCCUGAAUCCAUCACCGAAGGCUCUCGGAGCUACGAUGACAAUGCGGAAGUGAAGAACGCGCUGGACUUGAAACAUUCUCUUCUACAUAUGCUCAUCACGGAAUCCUUGUUCCAGAAAGAUCGAUAUGGACAAUUCACCGCCAUCCGGUCCGACUAUCAGUGGUUCGGACCGUCCUUGCCCCAUGUCACCAUCCUUACAGUGCUGAAGUACUUUGGCGUCCCCGAUACCUGGUUGAGUUUCUUCAAGGUGUAUCUGGAGGCUCCUCUCAAGUUCAUCCACGAUGGUCCAGCUGCAAGUCCUCGAAGCCGAAAACGUGGCGUUCCAAUGAGCCAGACACUUUCCGAUGUCUUUGGAGAAUCGGUCCUCUUCUGCAUGGACUAUGCCGUCAAUCAGCACACAGAGGGCGGCAUCUUGUAUCGACUCCACGAUGACUUUUGGUUUUGGGGUGCAGAGGAAACCUGCGAGGCCGCUUGGGUGUCCAUGACUCAGUACGCUCGAGUGAUGGGCUUGCAGUUCAACAUGGAAAAGACAGGGACUGUGCGGAUGGGAGCGAUCAAACCUCAACAAGAGUCUGCUCUUCCGGUCGGGGACAUUCGCUGGGGGUUCUUGGUUCUCGAUGCCGAGCAAGGCAGAUUUGUCAUCGACCAGGCACAGGUGGACUUGCACAUUGAGGAGCUGGACCGACAGCUGUCCGCUUGCAAUUCUGUGUUCACAUGGGUGGAAGCGUGGAAUGGAUACUUUGGACGGUUCUUCACCAACAAUUUUGCCCGACCGGCAAUGUGCUUCGGCCGCGAUCAUAUCGAUAUCACCGUUUCAACGCUCAGUCGGAUUGAGCGCACCCUCUUUACCAAGUAUGCCACGCAGACCGCCUCGACAGGGGAGAUUGGUGUCACUGGGUACCUACGGUCAGUCAUCUCGGAGAGAUUUGGGGUUGAAAAUCUCCCCGAAGGAUUCUUUUACUAUCCGGUCGAGCUGGGGGGUCUUGGCCUGCUGAAUCCGUACAUUCGACUCCUCGCGAUGCGAGAAAACAUCAAACAGACACCGCAGAGACUCCUCAAGAAGGCUACGAUCGCGGAAGAAAUGGAAUACCGGGUCUGCAAAGAACGUUUCGAGAAGCUUGGGCCGCGAUCUUCGAAGACGAUGAAGGACGAAGAUGGCCAGCCGGCCUCCUUUAUAUCCUUUGAAGAGUACAUGCAGUAUGCCGAGCGGUACAGCACACACUUUAUGAAUGCAUACCGGGAAUUGUGCAGGGUACCGGAAGAGAAAGGCAUUGCUGCGACGGCCAGUUUCAUCAAGAACCAGGCGGGACUCAAGCCCGGCAAGUCGGACGCGAUCUCGACAACUUGGAAGACCAUGACUCCCUAUUGGCGCUGGGUGGCGGAGCUGUACCAUGACGAGAUGGUACGCACUUAUGGAAGUCUGGCAGCGGUCAAUCGGGAACUGAUGCCCCUGGGAGUGGUGAAGACCUUGAAGGAAGGCCGUUUCAGGUGGCAAGGGUAA